Messenger RNA from Closterium sp. Naga37s-1, 606 nucleotides. The record is from the annotation of a GenBank genome assembly. NCBI's taxonomy places the organism in Eukaryota, Viridiplantae, Streptophyta, Zygnematophyceae, Desmidiales, Closteriaceae.
AUGAAACCUGAGAGUAGGUGUGUGUCUCCUCCCUUUCUAUGCUUCUCACACAAUCUGAAGCUAAAGAGAUGUGCAGGUGCAACUGUCACUUCUCUUGGUUCAAUUGCUCAACCCCCUCCACCCUUCCCUCUUGCUCCUCAUUCACCCCUUCCACACCAAACACGUUCGUGUCUCCUUCCUUUUCCUGUUCUUCCCCAACCCCUUCUCUUUCCCUCCCUUAUCCUCCUCUCUGUUGUGCCCCCUUCUCCCCUCUUCAUCUUUCGCACACUCUUCACUCCCCCUACCCUUGACUUCCUCGCCCCUUUCCCUCCCUCCCUGCAGGGCUUCAUAGAGCGCACCGGCAUGGCUCUGCUUUGCUUGGCAGCCCUCCCCAUUUCCUCCUCGCGUGUUUCUGCCAUCAUUGGAGGGGGGGAUGGGGGGGACAUGGAGAAUCCUGCAUCCCUCCUUCAUGUCCCAUGCCUCCCCACCUUGAACAAUCCUGCUCUUCCCGUCCCUCCCACCCAUUCCUCCCGCUCCUACACACCCUCAGAGUCGUGGCUGCAGAACUUCUACAUCCUCAUGGACGAGGAGAGAGGCGAGGGCUGUCUUCCUGUCUCCCCAUCUUGA